Molecule: messenger RNA, 1779 nt
Organism: Paracoccidioides brasiliensis Pb18
Exons: 2
Coding region: 1-1779 (592 amino acids)
Biological process (GO): DNA strand invasion; DNA recombinase assembly; mitotic recombination
Molecular function (GO): ATP-dependent DNA damage sensor activity; single-stranded DNA binding; double-stranded DNA binding
Source: RefSeq, a predicted model, not a curated record
AUGGAUCUCCUUUCGACCAUUCCCGAUUUCCCCAUUAAGUCCUAUUCCCAUAUAUUACCUUCCCUUGAAAAGGCAAAUGUUUCAGUCAAGGAUUUGGUCUUGUUUGACCCCCUAGAAAUUGCCAAGCAAGCAAAGGUAGCCGUGACGGAUGUGCGUGCCCUCGCCGGAAAUGUGAUCACCGCUCUACAUCACGAUCUUGGGCUAGUUAGCAAUCAGGAGCCUGGAGACGGGGCAUCAGGAAGCAUAGAUAUUGGUGGCCGCAGAGGGGUGGAGACUUAUAGGGAUUCAAAUCCGAGACAGGGCCAUAAAUUUCCGGAGCUUUCAUUCAUCAGCACGUUGGACCCCGUUCUGGAUGCAGCUCUGGCAGGUGGUAUUUCAACGGGAUAUAUCACCGAGUUUGCAGGGGAGAGUGGGAGUGGUAAAACCCAGUUCCUUCUCCAUCUACUCCUCUCCGUCCAGUUACCGCCCCCGUAUGGGACGUCUCGGAAGGCACUUUAUUUUUCCACGGAAUCAGACCUUCCUACAGGCAGACUAUCACAGCUUCUUGACGAACAUCCUCUACUUUCUACUCUCCCGGAAGCAUCUGCCCGCCCAUCCUUGGAAAAUAUCCUGUCCAUAACCACGAUUGAUCUUGAAACUCAAGAUCACAUUUUAAAUUAUCAAAUUCCAGUUGCGGUGUCACGGUACAAUAUCGGCCUUGUGGUGAUCGAUUCCAUAACAGCAAACUAUCGUGCAGAGAGUGAUUCAGAUAACGUACCCGGCCUACUGGCUCGAGCAUGGCAGCUCAAAAAACUUGGCCGAUUUUUAAGGAACUUGGCCGCUAAAGAGAAUAUCGCCAUUGUUGUUGCGAACCAAGUAUCAGAUCAGAUUCAGAUGGAUGAUGUUAUAUGGGCAGACGAACCUGAACCACCCACAGGCUGCUACAUGGAGGACCUCCCCUCCCAAAGAUCAUCCCAGCAAACAUCUGCUCUUCCAGCAGAACGCAUGGCAGAUGUUUCCGAUAUUCUCCGGUCAUCCCCACCUAAUCAACUGGGUCUUUUAUCAUCUCCUGUUCCCUCACCCGUGGCUGAGGCGGGAGGGAAUGAUUUAUCUCUCAGUGUUCUUGAUCUUUCCGAACUCUUAAAGCUUGACUACCAGCGACCGUUUUUCACUGGCUGGGGCGACUCACAUGCAACCACUCUAGAUUCCAUGUCCUCUGAUUUCCUUCCCGAGUGGAAAACACCGGCUCUCGGCAUUGUUUGGACAAACCAGAUCGAUUGUCGAGUUGUCCUCAAGAUAAAGAACGUCCGAAUUUCCGUCCAAGACACAAAAUUUAGCUGUCAAAGAACUGAUUCAGGCAUUUUACCUUCUGUACCUUCCUCAUACACGAUUGUUGACAAACUUGUCUCUGACCACCAUGCAGGAGACCAACCGCAUACACCUUUGAAUCCUAAACUUAAUCAAAAUAACACCUCUUGGAUUCACACAGCCGAUGGGGGAACCGGGCCCGAAAUAGAGAAGGCUCUCAAAGAACAAAACCCGAAAGUUCAUCUAAAGACUGCCGUUAAAGUUGCUAGCGAUUCUGAUUCUCUCACCACCCCAACACACCGGAAACGGCGAACAAUUCAGGUCGUGUUCUCGCCGUGGACCUCUGGGGAUCCACAUCAAACCCUAGAUCACGAUAAAACAGGAGCAACCGCAGAAAUUAACAUGGUUGAAUUUGAUCCGACCGUUGACGAAGUCGGGUUCGAAAUAUACCCAAGCGGAAUACGAGGCAUUAUCCCAGGCGAUGAUGAUUGA